Messenger RNA from Blastomyces dermatitidis ER-3, 1725 nucleotides. Its product is annotated as DNA damage response protein Rtt109. The record is from RefSeq and is a predicted model, not a curated record. Gene Ontology annotation, cellular component: nucleus. NCBI's taxonomy places the organism in Eukaryota, Fungi, Ascomycota, Eurotiomycetes, Onygenales, Ajellomycetaceae. Bases 1 to 1725 code for a protein of 574 amino acids. The transcript has a single exon. Gene Ontology annotation, molecular function: histone H3K56 acetyltransferase activity. Gene Ontology annotation, biological process: DNA damage response.
AUGCUCUCCUCUAGUCUGAGAGCAGCUCUCGCUCAAUCAACUCCAAAAGAUGUAGAGCUCAUUGCCCGCCAUCUGGGCACCAGUCCGGCGCCGUGUUCCGCCCUUUUCUCUGCCCCGCCUGGCCAAACUGAUGAGCCCACAACUUGUGAAAACCAUUUCCUUACAGUCUCGAUCCAGCAAGAUGUGCCUGAGGAUGGCAAGGUGGACAAUCGCGGCGAACUGUUUAUCUUCGCAAUCGAGAUAUUGGUUUUUACUACUGCGAACCUCACCACCGUGUUUGUUUCCAAGGCCGAUUCAACUGGAUAUCUGUACCGGCUGAAACUUCCACCAACUGCGAAAUCGUUGAUGCGUAGUAUUUCAACUACGUUCCUAUCGCAUCUUCUUUCAGCGCUUCAGAGACCCGGUAUUAGACUUGUUCUCUCUCUUUUUGCUCGCGCACAGAACCAAUACCUCUUUCCGGGCAGUGUAGAGAAUCCGGGAAAACACAUUUUAGAUGAUCGAGGGUUGGUCAAAUGGUGGUGCCGCGUGGUGGACCCCAUCCUUAGACGCCACGAACCUGAGGCAAAGGUCGAUGUGAAUGGUCACAUAGCAGAAGAGGAGAAGAACCGGGAUACUGAAUCGAAGACCACAUCAGCAACGGCGUAUCUAAUUGUACCAGGUUGCGACAAGUUCGAGACCAGGACCUUCUUCCCUCCAUCUACAAAAUUGGAUCUCCAGACCCGACCGCGCUGGCUCAAUUCAUAUCCCCUACAUCAAAUAUGUGGAUCGCAAACCGCACCGCCCCGUUGCCAAGUCCCACGUUUUCCAGAUGACCCGAAAGCGCGUUUCCUUUUGGACCUCGAUGACGAAGUCUCUGAUAUUACGAAUGACACAAGCACCGGACAAUGGCGCAGUAUCAAGACCAUAGAUCAAUUCUGGGAGAUGAUGGCCUACAGACAAGAGUGCUCUUCUGGAAGAUUGGUUGGGUUCUUAUGGGUGGUCAUAAAUCCUCCUGGACUUUUAAACUCUGUUCCAAUGGUGUCCUCAGCAUCUGAAAACGAUCAAACCACCCCCAACAUCAACUCAACGUCUAGUAACAAUGCCACUGCCAAAGCGGAAAUCGCACCGUCUUUAGUUUUAGAUUCAAAGCAGACUGGGCAAGUUAGGAACUCGACUACAGAAGAGUGCCAAACCCAUGAGCGGAAAGAAAGUACUGUAAGGUCGCUGCCAAAAAAUGAUGUCAUGGCUAGAGAUCCACCAACAAACUCAACCAGCCCCGCUUCUGUCGAAAAUUCCACUGAUGAAAUAAAAUUGAACGACAAAGAUUACCACGAUCUUAUGAACCUGCUCGUUGAACUCGACUUUGACAACGAGAAAGCAGCCAUCGAAAGCACUAACUCUUGGAUUCUUAAGCUCUCCACCAUAAUUGGUCGAAACGAUCAUGGAGAAAAGGUGGUUGGGGAAUGUGAACCCCAGUCUGUUGAAAAAUCCACACCACAACCUGCAGACGCCUCGAACCUGUUAAGUGGAGGAUUGAUCAGGAAGCGGAAAAAGGAUGCUGGAGAUACUGGCAUUCCAGGCGCGGAUGGCUUGGACGCUGACCGUUCUUCCGUCGCGGCUACGUUUGAAUGCAAUAAUGACAGGGAACAGCCAUCAACAAGUAGCAGCCUGCCAAUGACGACUCCAACGAUUAACGUUCUCGAUGCAACUAUAAUUAGGAAAAAGAAGAAACGAGGAGAAUUUUAA